UAACGACACUAGAUGUACAUGUUCAUUUAACAUAUACUGUCAAAAUGCAUUUAAAACGCAUCUGCAGUCUCCUCCAUCAGUUAUAUUUCAUUGGAACAUUUGCCGUUGCAGAUCCACAUCCUUUCCAGGAAUCCGAGAUUGUUUUUCCGCAGGUUUUUCCAGACACAGGUCCACCCGCUCCUGACAAACCCUAUAGCGGAGAGACUGACUCGAUCGCCGGUAGCAGCUCUCGUGAGGCUCGUUCCACUUCUAACUGGGAAGAAUACGAGUCUUCAGAGCUAUACCGUUGGGAACAUCCAGGAUCGCAAACGGUCCCUUCUUCAGGGCUGAGACUCAAAAUGCCUGCUUUUGGCAGGGACCUGCACCUCGUCUUAAAGAGAGACUCGCGGUUUCUGUCCCAGAAAUUCGUGGUGGAGAGAAGACAGAAAACACGAAAGUCCUCUCGGCACAGUAUGCCGGUUUCGUCCGCUGCCAACGCAGAAGAGAGGGAGUGCUAUUACAGCGGGACUGUUCUCAAUUACACAGGAUCUAUCGCCUCGUUCAGCACCUGCGCAGGGCUGAUGGGCUUCAUUCAGCUUAAUGAGGACUUCCUCUACAUCGAACCUGUCAAUCAAACCCUAACCAUCACGGGACAGGCUCACCGCAUUUACAGAAGGAAGCGUUCCGGCCCUGAGGAGAGACAGUCAGCAAACAAGCAGUCGGACAGACAGACCAGUGCCAACUACUGCGGAGUCAUCCCAGAAAGACUGAAGAGCAAGAACAGGAAGCCGUCUGAAGGUGCCAGAGGAAAACGGUACUCGUAUAAACUUCUCCCCGAGUACGACGUGGAGACUCUGGUGGUGGCCGACCCGUCCAUGGUCAAUUACCACGGUUCUGAGGCGGUGAAACGAUUCAUCCUCACCAUCAUGAACAUGGUUUUCAAUUUGUUUCAACACAAGAGCUUGGGCAUACAGAUCAAUAUCAGAUUGACUAAACUUGUGCUGCUUCAUGAAACACCAUCCGAUAUGUACAUUGGUCACCAUGGUGAGAAGAUGCUGGAGAGCUUCUGCCGCUGGCAGCAGGAGGAGUACGGAAAGAGGAGUGUGAUGUCAGACUUCGGACCUCGGUGGAGGGAAGACUUACUCUCCGUGGAUACGGCAAUUCUAAUUACACGGAAGGAUUUCUGCGUGCACAAGGAUGAACCCUGUGACACUGUAGGCAUCGCCUACCUCAGCGGCAUGUGCAGUGAGAGGAGGAAAUGCAUUCUGGCUGAGGACAAUGGCCUCAACCUGGCCUUCACCAUCGCUCAUGAAAUGGGCCACAACAUGGGCGUGAGCCACGACAACGACCACAAGUUGUGUGCAGACGGUCUUCAUAUCAUGUCAGGCGAGUGGGUCAAAGGUCAGAACCUGGGCGACGUUUCCUGGUCCGACUGUAGCCGCGACGACGUGGAGAAGUUCCUCCGGUCCAAGGCCAGCAGCUGCCUCCUCCAGACCGACCCCCUGAGCCUGAACUCUGUGAUCCUGCCGGUCAGACUCCCUGGGAUGACAUACACGGCGGACGAACAGUGUCAGAUCCUCUUUGGGGCUGCCGCCUCCCACUGCCAGAGCAUGCAGUAUGUGAUGUGCUCAGGCUUGUGGUGCCGGGUGGACGGCGAGAAGGACUGUAAGACCAAAUUGGACCCGCCCAUGGACGGCACAGAAUGUGACACAGGAAAGUGGUGUCGUGCUGGGGAGUGUGUGAGCAGGACCGUGACAGUAGAGCCAGCCAUGGGGGAGUGGAGUACCUGGGGAUCCUGGGGAGCCUGCAGUCGAACCUGCAGCACGGGCAUCAGCGGACGCCAGCGCAAGUGUGAGAGUCUCAGUGGGAAAAGCCAGGAUUGUAUGGGCCCCCGAAUGCAGUACAGGCUGUGCCAGAACCCACCCUGCCCUGAGGGGAUUCCCAGCUUCAGAGAUCAGCAGUGUCAGACCUUCAACCGCCCGUCUUUACACUGGCACUCCAUCAUGGAUGAUGAGAGGCCUUGUACUUUAUUUUGUUCCUCCACAGAAAAAGAGCAGCCCCGCCUCCUGGCUGAGAAAGUUCUGGAUGGGACAUCUUGCGGUCCUCAUGAGUCAGGCAUCUGUGCCAACGGGACAUGUCAGAAGGUGGGCUGUGACAGCGUCCUGGGCUCCACGUCGCGGGAGGACCACUGCGGUUUGUGCAAUGGCAACGGCCGAUCCUGUCGGGUGGUCAAGGGAGAUUUCAACCGCACCAUCGGAGCAGGCUAUGUGGAAGCAGUGGUCAUUCCCAAAGGGGCCAGAAGAAUCAGAGUGGUAGAGGAAAAGCCUGCGCAGAGUUACCUGGCACUUAAAGACACAAGCAAGCAGUCCAUCAACAGUGACUGGAAGAUUGACCACCCGGGCGCCUUCCGCCUGGCGGGGACCACGGUCCACUAUGUCCGGAGAGGAUUGUGGGAGAAAAUGUCCGCCAAGGGCCCCACCACCUCGCCGCUGCAUCUAAUGGUGCUGCUGUUCAAUGAGCAGAACCAGGGGGUCCAUUAUGAGUACACCAUCCCCACAGAGGCUGGCACGGAGCCCCAGAGGGGGCCAGGACCAGGGGCCAAGCCCAGCGAACCCCUCUUCAUGUGGACCAACUCGGGGUGGGAGGACUGCAAUGCCGUGUGUGGAGGAGGAGAAAGAAAGUCUAUUGUCACCUGCACUAAGAUUUUCAACAAAACAAGUGUGGUGGACAACCGAAAAUGUCGUCAUCUGACCAAACCUGAACCUCAAGUCCGCAAGUGCAAUGAGCAGCCCUGCCAGACAAGGUGGAUGAUGACGGAAUGGACGCUGUGCUCUCGUACCUGCGGUAAAGGCUCCCAGGGCAGGCAGGUGGCCUGCACCCUGCAGCUGGCCAACGGGACCCUGGUCAAGGCCAAGGACGGCGACUGUGCUGGCCCCAAGCCGGCUCCCACGCAGCGCUGCGACGGCCAGGACUGCCUCACUGUGUGGGAAGCUGGCGUUUGGUCCGAGUGCUCUGUUAAGUGUGGGCGGGGGGCGCGACAUCGCUUGGUGAAGUGCACCAACCCACGGAAGAAGUGUGACCUGACCACCUUGCCCCGCGAGACAGAGGAUUGUGAGGACUACUCCAAGUGUUUCAUCUGGAGGACCGGGGACUGGGCCAAGUGCUCAGUCACCUGCGGAAAAGGCAUGCAGUCACGGGUGAUCCAGUGCAUGCACAAGAUCACUGGCCGCCACGGCAAUGAGUGCUUCUCGUCGGAGAAGCCGGCAGCAUACCGGCCGUGUCAGCAGCAGCCAUGCAACGAGAGGGUCAACGUCAACACCAUCACCUCACCGCGCCUCGCCGCCCUGACCUUCAAGUGCUUACGGGACCAGUGGCCGGUGUACUGCAAAGUCAUCCGGGAGAAGAACCUCUGCCAAGACAUGCGCUGGUAUCAGCGCUGCUGUGAAACGUGCCGGGACUUUUACGCACAGAAAAUGCUGCAGAGGAGUUGACCCGACCCCUGAACCCCUCCUUCCAGGGGUCAACCAAGGUGUUGAAAAAGUGGUUCCUAUUUAUGUAUAUCAAGUGCACUUAUUGCAACACACGGAACGAAAUGAACAUAAACGCGUUUUGAGCGAACCAGUGGCAGAUUAUAAGCACUGUGAACGUGUCAUUAGUGCGUAGUCAUUAGUAUUGAGUCCGUACUGUGUCAUGUUAACAGUGUUGAGUCCAUACCAUGUCAUUUUAAUGUUAUUGAGUCCAUACUAAGUCAUAUUUAUGGUACUGACUCCAUACCAUGUCAUGUUUUUGGUAUUGAGUCAGUCUUAGGAAGUGUACCUCUUUAAGUACAACAAACUACAUGGACCAUUUGAGGGCAUAAUUGUUGGCCAGGCUUGACCUGGCCUCCGUUGAGCUGAUAUAGAACCACGAAAGAAUUCAACUUUUAGAUACUUUUUUAUUUUGAAUGAUGUUAAAUGGUGCUACUAUUUUGUAAAUGUCUUACUAUUUUCCAUACUGUAUUAUGUACUCUUAUUUAUCUACAUCCAUGUCACAUCAGGCAACAUCCAUCCAGGCAUAUUGUACAUUGAGACCUAAAGCACCCAUUGAUUUAAUUUACCCUGUAUCUUGUAGCUAAUGUAAAAGCGCAAAAAGGGCUAAUCAUGCUUAGCCCAGAACUCAAAUGUUUAGGAAUAGGUCAUAUGCUUCAUUAAGUUCUGGGUUCGUGUUUGCAGAGGUAUCGGAAUUGGGAUGUAAAGUUCCUCAACUUUCCCUUUCGGGUGAAUUACAUGCAUGUCUCAGACGAAAUGUGCCUCUCCUUGUCCGUCAUGAAAAAUGCUAAUACUUGGGAACUUGUGAUUUGUCCAAGGCACUGUAACUAAUGCUGGUAGAUAUGGAGCUGUUUCAUAACAGAUCUACAAUGCCGUUUAUCUUUACCUAGUGUAAAUCAGGCGUGCCAUUCAUCUUUACACAGUGUAAAUGAAGCAUAUCAUUCAUAUUUACGUAGUGUAAAUCAAGCAUACCAUUUAUCUUUACCUAGUGUAAAUCAAGCAUACCCUUUAUUUUUACCUAGUGUAAAUCAAGCAUACCCUUUAUUUUUACCUAGUGUAAAUCAAGCAUACCCUUUAUUUUUACCUAGUGUAAAUCAAGCAUACCAUUAAUCUUUACCUAGUGUAAAUCAACUGUACCAUUUGACCAAAGUCUACUGAUACGCACGGUUUAUACCGUAAAUCCUAGUCUAAUGUUUAUCUGACAACCUUUGUAUCUAGAAGGACCUUUGUGGUGUAAUUUUAGCAGACACUUUUUGAGAGAAACUUACUGGAGCAAUUAGGGUUAAGUUCCUUGCUCAAUGGCACAACUGCGGCUAUUUCGCCUUGUCAGUUUGGGUAUUUGAACCAGAAACCUCACAGUUUCUGGCCCAAGGCUCUAAACACUAGGCUAUCUACCCCGCUUAUUUCAUUACCUUAGGAUGUGUGUAUGACACGAAAUGUUCAUUUCUGUUUAAGCGUUGAUGUCUGCUUGUUGUAGAGCUGCUGUUGAGACGCUGGCUUUCAGCCUUGAGUAAAUAUAUGUGGUACUGUAUGUUUAAUCUAUUAUAAACAGCAUUCACAAUACCGUGCGUAUUGAAGCAACACUGAAUACAUUACAGCUACAAAUGUCCAUUUGAUUGAUGCGAUUUAGGGCUCAGAGCGUUGAGCUCUUUAUUUGUUAUUUGUGCAUUUUGGCUAAAUGUCAAACACCAGGGUGACCGUGGAGGCGGUCAGAUAAUUAUUGAUACUAAUAACGACAACAAACACAUUCUUAUGGUGAACAUAUUAUUUAGCUUUAAUGUCUCCUCAUAGUUGUUCUUGUGAGCGGAGAUGAGUGAACAUUUGUGAUCUAUAGGCUUAACGUGAAGUGAUUCCAAAACGGCUGAGGUUUCCCGAGGAGAAAUGGCCUUAUUGUAACAUUUACAAAAUGAAUCUUGUCUGUGCAUGUGUAAACAGUAGGGCUGACUUGUUUGGAUUGAAAUCUCUGAUUGACAGCGGGGUCGUGAUACGACAGAACAGUGUUUAAUUAAAGCAAAUGGUGCUGUGCUGGAAGUCCAGCUUAUGAAUGUGUGAUUUUGGUGGCCCAGAGGGAGAUUGCAUGUUGUUCGCUACAUGGGUUAUGAUCACGUCCAUUGAUCAGGCCACUCCUCGCCACACCCACAAAACGUACCUCAAAGGCUGUUCCAGAAGGUACAUGUGGUUGUUCUGAAAACCUGUGGUUCUGUACAACCCAUCACACACAACAUAGCAAAUGUUGAAUCAAACGUGCUCCAAUUACAUAUAUGAACCCCCCAAAGUUUGGUUUUGGAUUUCAGUGUCUUCAGAUAGGGUUUCUAAAGGGAAGAAUUACAAAUUUUAGAUCAAACGAUCUGUAUCACUAUUUCCAUGUUUUAGAAGAACUAAAGGGACUCAAGCUUAGACGUAAAUAACAUUUUCUGCAGAAUAGUUGAGGAUUUCAAUGUUCACUCUUUAAACAAGACAGACAAUCGAGCAGGGAUCAGCCUUUGAUUUGCACGUUUCUGAAUACAAUCUUAGCUUUGUUGACCAAUUAUAAUGGUCUGGAGUAUUUGAAAACGUAGUGGCCUUGAACUGAGAUUUGGGUUUUAUUUUUAUAGUUUUUUCUUGCUGUUAUUAUAAUUUUUUUAGUUUACAAAUUUUUCUCCCCACUUUCGGGAUAUCUGAUUUGUGAUUAAGUCUCUGCCACAUCACUGAAACAGUCAAUGUCAAGAUAUGUGUCCUCUGAAGCAAAUCUAAUGAUGUCCUGGUCCCUGUCACUGAACAUUCAACACACAACCAGGAGCUCUAUGCUGUAAUCCUUAUGCGCCGGAGGGAACACAUUCUCCAGUCUUAAACUUUCAUUGAGGUUUUGGGUGCCCAAGCCGCCACAAGGAGUCCCUUGAUCAUGAUGGCGCAUAACAACCAUAUUUUUCUAAGGCAUCGGUAUUUUGUCAAUAUGCAUCUCCUCUGGAGCUUCCAAUCAUGUCAGCCAAUAUUGCCGUCAAACCGAGACAGUGGUGAACAGCUUGGUCGUACCAAAAAGUGCCAUAGGCUGCUGUCACCAGGACCCCAUAAAGUGUUUGUUCUGAGGACCCAAAAAAUAAAAUUGUACUGAAGGUAUUUUCUAUUGAAAGUAUAAAUUGCCCCACCAACGUUUUGGAUUGCAUUUAUACUGGACAUCAGCACAGGUAAGCGUUUUCAGAUCAGAUGUUUUCUAUUCAAAAAGUGUUGAUUCAAAGGCUGGUUGAACGCUCCACAAAGCUCUAUCUUGACAUAAGAGAAAGUUGAGAUCCUCAACCCACCUAGACCACGGCCCGUCUUAGCUGUGUGGAAGUGGAUGAGUCCCAAAGCUUUGUCUGUGAAAGUCUGUGUGAGAAUGACAACGUCAACGCUGCAGUGCUGCUACACUGCAAAAGGUCAAUCUGCUGUAACUCUUUCCAGUGAAUCACUUUACACCUCUCUACUUUAAUAGAGAACCGUUUCUAGUGUAUCACUUCAAUAUCCUCUACGUUAACAGAGAACUGUUUCUAGUUUAUCACUUCACAGCCCUCUACUUGAAUAGAGAACCGUUUCUAGUGUAUCACUUCACAGCCCUCUACUUGAAGAGAGAUAUUUUAGAACUAACUAACUGUACAUACUGUACCGACACUGAAAUACUACUGCACUUGAAUGGGUUUCCAUGGCUUAGGGGAUGAAGUCCCCACACAAACUGAUCUAGGUUCAGUUUCCCUUACUGCAAGCCUGACGUGAAUGGUGAGUGAAGAGAAUUAUAAACUGACCCAUGAUCAGUGUUUAGGUGCAACAUUCCUACUCCGGUUCCAACGAGACCACAGCCUAGUUGUCACAUGGUGCCCAAAUACUGCUUGGUAAUAAAUUCUGUCAUUGGUUGUAAAGUUGAAUGUCGUUCAAUAAGAAUUUCAAACCAUUUCUCACUGUCAGACAUUUUUUGUAUUUUUAUAAAUCGCUCAUACAUGCCUAUAUGUAGCAUUGCCUCCUUUGUGUAAAAAUAAAACAGGUUAUCUGUUACUUA
Molecule: messenger RNA, 7512 nt
Organism: Esox lucius (northern pike)
Lineage: Eukaryota; Metazoa; Chordata; Actinopteri; Esociformes; Esocidae
Product: A disintegrin and metalloproteinase with thrombospondin motifs 19
Exons: 23
Coding region: 45-3470 (1141 amino acids)
Biological process (GO): proteolysis; extracellular matrix organization
Cellular component (GO): extracellular matrix
Molecular function (GO): metalloendopeptidase activity
Source: RefSeq, a predicted model, not a curated record